Messenger RNA from Sorghum bicolor (sorghum), 776 nucleotides. RefSeq names its product proline-, glutamic acid- and leucine-rich protein 1. The record is from RefSeq and is a predicted model, not a curated record. The coding region runs from base 113 to 646 and encodes 177 amino acids. The transcript has a single exon. NCBI's taxonomy places the organism in Eukaryota, Viridiplantae, Streptophyta, Magnoliopsida, Poales, Poaceae.
AAACACCCAGAGAAGAAGAUACUCCACGGUGCAGAGAGAGGGAGAGGGAGAACGGGCGUGUACCUGUGUGGGGGAGGGCUGGGGGUAGGGAUCCUCCUCCUAGUGAACGAGCAUGUCGCCGAGGGAGUGGAUCCACGAUGUUGGCAAUGGUCCCUUCAUCGGGGUCAUGAUAUUCAUCGUGAUGAUCACGGUUGGAUCCGUGCUCUUUGCCAAGUGCUGUGUUGGGGAUCGGGCGUUUAUGCGCACUGGGUAUGACUUUGAAGGCUAUGUGAUGCGUAAGUGCCCCGUUUGUGUCGGCCUUCCCAAGCCAACACAUCCCCGUGUAAAGGAGGUAGAUCCUCUUCAGAUGACUGAGAUUACAGUGGAAGAGGCGAGGACAUCAGAGCCCCCUGCUCCUCCUCCUGCUACUGCUGCACCUCCUCCUCCUCCUGCUGCUGCUACACCUGCUCCUCCUCCUGCUACAUCUGCUCCUCCUCCUGCUGCUGCUGCUACACCUGCUCCUCCUCCUACUGUAACUGGAGCAGUACCGGUAGCUACCAAGGAGGAUGAGGAAGAUGAGAUCAACGAGGAUGAGGAGGAGGAUGAUGAGGAGGAGGAGUUUGAUUUUGAUGCAUAUGAGGAAGCGGAAGCUCUAGGCCGUCUAUGAGCUAGGUUUGCAAAAUUUUUGGGGUUCCUUGAAACUAGUCUUCAUGUAUUUUUUAAUAUAUCUUUUUGGAAGGCAUUCAAGGGUCAACAAAUUUGAUCUUGGAGGAUCGAGAAUAAUGAUAAGAAUUGGA